Messenger RNA from Pimephales promelas (fathead minnow), 3454 nucleotides. The record is from RefSeq and is a predicted model, not a curated record. Lineage: Eukaryota; Metazoa; Chordata; Actinopteri; Cypriniformes; Leuciscidae.
AACAGAAGAAGAAGAAAAAAAAAAGUCUGAACACUGAAUUAGGGGGUUUCAGUGCUUUCAAACGGGGGAUGUCUAUCGCUGUUUCAAUCUCUAAUGAAAAGACUUCUGGACCUCAGGAACAAAGUGUUAAGUAAAUGCACUGAAGUGCCCUCAUGCAUUAUACAUAUUAAAUGAACUCUGCCAAGCCAAACCUCUUAGCCACAAUGAAGAAGAGUACAGAGGUGGCUGAGAGACACAUUUAAGGUACUGUAUGUGAUAAAGGAUUGAUUGAUAUCCAAAAAUAUAUAUAUGGGACCGAAAUGUGACUGUGCGGCAACUGCACAGUGUCACUUUUGGGUUUUAAAAGAGUCGGCUUAAGUGAAAAAGAUCUUCACAGAAAGAGACUAUUCAUCCCUCAGGACAGAUCUUCACCAGUAGAAACCAUUUCUAUAGGAUCUGACCCGUAAAAAAAUAUUUAUAAUGUUGUUAGGUUGAUUUAGUCAUAUUAAUAAUAGUUUUUAAGGUUACAAAACAUGUUUUGAAGAAUAGAAGUCACUUUUAAGUAACAAUGCUUUGAAGAAGAUAAACCUAGCCUUAUAUAAAGACAUUUCAUUUUAAUGGCAGUUUUAUAGAUUAGCCUACUUUCCAUGUAUUUCCACCAUUUAAAUUUGUGUGUUUUCUUUCAGGGACUUUGGAGAGAACGUUAUUUUAAUUAAGGUGACACACACAUCUAACUCUCUUGUAGUGAAAGUCAAGUUUUUUUAAAUUAUGUUUUCUCUCAUAAUUUAAAAUAAUUACCAGUCUGUUUUUGUUGACCUAAUGCAUAUUUUUCACAGCAAUAGCAACUAAGGCCCUAGUAUUUUGAUAGAUAUCGAUCUUAGACUGUAAUUUUUUUGUAUGUAGGUUUUAUAAUUCAGAGAUUAUUUUUUUCAACAAAUCCAAUGUUAUUUAAUGCUACAAAAGGUGUUUGAUAACUACAUAGAAAGGCAAUUAUGGUAAUCGUUCCUGGGUGGUCAUCAAUCAUGUGCAAUCGAGCUGUCUGUGCACUGAGUCAGAUGUGUGAUUGGCUGCUGGCGGGCAGGGAAACUGAACACGUCCUCAUUAAUGUGAGCGAGACCCCGCGGGCUCCUCACGGGGACACAAGCGCAUCGUUUGACUCUCAAGUUAUACAGCGGCUAUAAAGUGUUCCGCUAUGUGAACAACAACUUUUUUCGUGAUUCGCGUUUGUUGUCUGGACCUUUAAAUCUGAUCCCGUGACGUCAGCGUCACCGGUGUUUAAAACAACCUGCAACUGAGCCAACAUUUGUUAUGAUUUUUUUCAACUUCGGCGUUACGGCUGUACCACAUUGAAACCGUGUCAGACUGCAUUUUCUGCUAUUUUUAUUGUUGUUUGGAUGAAAGACAAAUAGAAACCAGAAAGGGACGUUUACCUGCAGUUAAUGGACGAUUUUCGCGAUGAACUGAUGACCCGCAGCGGGACUGCAGCUUUCUCUGUGCUGGACACUCAUCAUGUCAUUUACACAGUUUGGCUAUUCAUAUCCUGCAGCACCACAGCUUUUAAUGUCUUCUAAUGCUCUGAGCGCCUGCUAUGAGUCUAAUGGUUCUCUGCUGGACACUGGAGUGGCAACUUCUCCUCAAAACUCACUUUACUGCCCGGUAUAUGAAAGUAGGCUUGUGGCCUCCAGCCGGCAUGACCUGAUCCCCACUGCUGUCUAUGGAAACUCCUGUUCAAAGAGUCACAGUUAUGAUACCUACAGCUCUUACGGUCCAGAUUCAACCUCAUGCUAUCCUCUGGGUAAACUCAGUGAGAAAGAAGGGAUGGCAACUGGACAUUCAAGAGUUACCCAAAGCUCUGCAUAUUACCAUUACGACUACCCAAUUGGUCAGUACCAGUGUGACAGAUAUGGAUAUGGAUCUGUAGAUGUGAGCACAAGAAGAAAAAAUGCAACCAGAGAGACCACCAGCACACUGAAAGCAUGGCUUCAGGAACAUAAAAAGAACCCGUACCCCACCAAGGGUGAGAAGAUCAUGCUGGCCAUCAUCACCAAGAUGACCCUUACGCAGGUUUCCACCUGGUUUGCCAACGCGCGCCGGAGACUCAAGAAGGAAAAUAAAAUGACGUGGUCGCCGCGCAACAAGACCUCAGAUGAGAAGGAGUGUGACGACCAAGACGAUAUGGACGAAUCACAGGGCGAGCCAAUAAAAACCGAAAGAGAUUUCAAUGACAACCUAGGAAAAGAUGAUAAAGAUCAACUUCAAAGCGAUCUGGACGAUUUUGACCUAGUGGAAUCAGAUGGCUCUGAGUGCGAAUCGAAACCAUCCUUUGUCAUGCGCGCUCGCUCAGAGACCAGCGAAUCUCAAGAUAACUGCUUUAAAGAAAACGUUACCGAGCUUCCCAGAGAUGUCCAUGAAUUUAGUGAAGACCACCAAACGGCAAAGUUCUACCUUCAACAGGGCCAAAAGACUAUUGAGACCAAGCCAAAAAUCUGGUCUCUUGCACAGACUGCUACGUCAUUAAACCAAGCCGAUUACUCAUCAUGCAUGCAUAAAGGAACGUCGUGCUCUUCUUCAAACUGUGACUCAGACUCCGACGUAAUAAAGAGGAAACAAGAGUCUCCAGUGGCCACACUGAGAAACUGGGUUGAUGGUGUGUUUCAUGAUCCUUUAUUCAGGCACUCCAACUUCAACCAAACUUUCAGCAACUCCUCAGAGUUAUGGACCGAAGCCAUUUCCUCACAGAAUACCUACCAUGAACACUCAGAACCUAUUAAUUCCUCUCAGCAACUGUGACACAUUUCUUUUUUCUUUUCAUGCAUUUUUUUUGCACUAUCAUAGGCUUAGAUUCUAAUUGUGGUAAUGUCUUAUUUAUUAGUUUUAUUCUGUGAGCUGUUGUAAUAUGAGACCUCCUGAAAGUCUGAACUUUAUACAUUAGAAUUUGCCAACACAGCAAUGUAGGUUUAGGAAGAUUGGCACCUUUUCACUAAAAAAAAAAAGUCUGUAAAAGAAAGUAACCACUGCUGUAUAAUAGCACUGUACACAAUAUCCCCCAAUCUGAAGUCUCAGUUGGUCAUCUGACACCCCUCAGUAAUAAAAAGUCAUUUUGUGAUGAAAAAGAAUAAGAAAACAAAAUCGCUGUCCAUGGUGCUGAAAUGCUCCCAAGCGCAUGUUGGCUAUAAGUUGUUUUAUUCGGUUGCAUUUAUUGUUUGACUGACAUAUUGUUCCCUGUGGAAACACAAGAUGAUUUUUACAUGCAUUAAUAAUUUGAGCCCUUACAAUAACCUUUAGACCAGGACUUAAGUUUGAACCACUCAGUCAUGAUAAAUAUAAAUACUCAAGGGGCUAAACCGUUAGCUCAAUGCUAUUUCUAAAAUUCACAGUCAGUGAAGCAUUGUUUUUCAUUAAGUGACUAAUAUGGCAAGCUGUUUUAACAUGUAUUACUUAUUAUACUUAUUAAUACUAUAAUUAGCAUUAUUUU